AUGAAGGUUAUGAUUAAGCGUGGAAGGCCGAAAUUACAAAUAAAAAAAAGGUAACAUAAAUAUGUAAAUCAUUUUUAUAUGUAAAAUGAUCAUGAUUGUGUUAAGCUUUUUAAAUUAUUUACUAUCCAAGGCAGUUAUAAAGUUAGAAUUUUAACAGGAAAAAAAAAUUAAGGAAUGCCUCAUGCUAAACAAAAAAAUGAAGUUAAGAAAGCUGAAGAAUCAAAUUAUCCUUAAUACUUUUUUUUAGCCACAGAAAAGAAGAUAUUUUCAAUAGAAAAUGAACAAAUAGUAGAUUAUAAUUACUACAUGAGUAUUGAUCCGAAUUAAUUCUAACCCAAAUUUGAACUUCUGAUUUAGAAGCUGAAUGUUGUAUUAAUAGAAUUAGACAAAAAUUUUAUAUGGCUCCUAUUAGAUAUAUUAAUAUUAUAUACAGAGUUAUUUGAUUCAAAUUAAGAUGAAAAUGUAUUAGUUGAAUCAAUUAUUCAAAACUUAAAAUACGGAGAAUAUUCUAACGAUUUCUAAUAUUUAUUGAAUUGGUAAACUUUAAGAAAUAAAACCAAAGAAGCUAGGUAUAAUGUUGGUUUAGAAGAAAUAAAAUAAGUGGAAAACCUUAUAAAUAAGAGGAAAUCAAGAAAAGUGAUCGAAAAACUAGAAAAAUUUAUCAAAAAGCAAUAUAAUCAAUUCAAAGAAGUUAUGGAUAUGGAACCUAUUAACUAUCUUCUACUAAAGUUAGUCAAGAGAUUUAAUAAAAUAAUGAAAGUCAGUUGA
This is a messenger RNA of Paramecium octaurelia, 768 nucleotides long. NCBI's taxonomy places the organism in Eukaryota, Ciliophora, Oligohymenophorea, Peniculida, Parameciidae. The record is from the annotation of a GenBank genome assembly.